AUGGUUUGCAAAGUCAUCAAUUGUGUGUGUUUCUCAACAAAAAGAUGUAGCUGGGCUCGCGGAAGCGGCAAGAAGAGUUUCAAGAACAUCGAUGAUGAGGUUAAGGAGACCAAUUGCAACGCUUACAUCGUCCCAUUGGAAAAAACUGCUCCAAUGACAUCCGACUUCCGUGGUCUCAUCAAUAGACUGGAUGAAAUGGUUUUGGCCGAUCCCAAGAAAUUGGAGAAUGUCGUCACUUCAAAUUCCAGCUCCCACGAUUAUCCGGAUAAGAUCAGUUUCACUGGUUCACCACUUUUGGAUCCAAUAACUACUAGCAGUUGUGAAGUGCUCGAAGCAGCCAAACGUCAAUUCUUCGAAAAGUUCCGAGGAGAAGAACCGGCUCCUGCUCCAGGAUAUCUCCCCGUUCCUAUUAACCAUCUGGACAACUUGGAGCAAAUGCCCAGACUUCUCGAGGUGCUCUCAAGUACAAGUAUGAGUGUUGUUCGUGGGCUCGGCGAUGUGAUUGGACUGAAUCCUGAUGACUUCUUGAUUGAAACUCUUGCUAAAGUCUUGCAUGAUUAUGAUUUGAUAUGUCUGCGACAGAUGCCUCAGAAGGCAACCACCAACUACUGGAGCGUCCAACUAAAAGGAAAGAAGAGACCAAAUCCUCGCGAAUGGGCUUGCUACGACGCUCAUCAUACCAAGAAGCUCGAUGAAUUCAGUGAAUACUAUGAGACAAUUCAGGAUUUGGUGAGAGAAGCCAUCUUGCAACUCAACAACAACUUGGAGGAAGUCGAAAAAAUCAUUGAGGAGUUGGCGAACAAGAUGAAAGAGUCCAGUAUGUCAAUGGGCGGAAUCGAUGGAAGAUGCCACAAUGGGCGCAUUAGGUACCAAUAUGAAUUUGACGGAUUCUACGACUUGGUCGAGACAAGCAGCGAUGGCUGUGGAACACUUCUCAAUUUUGCUGGAGAGAUGAUUGAUGGUCUCAAUAAGCCGCAGAUGUACCUUAAACUUCCUGGAGCCCGUACCACUGGUCAUCUGGAGAACAAUUGCCUGGCCUCCCUGAACUAUAACAUGGCCCCAGAAGAUUGUGUUUGGUAUGGUGUCCCAAUGGAAUAUGCUGCCGAAUUUCAGAAAAUAAUUGCGAAAAAGAUGUCAUUGCUGACGAUGCUAGUAGAACAAUUCUGGAGCUGUGAAGAGGAAAUCCUCAAAGCUAGAAUCCCACUCCAGAUGUUCAUUCAGAAGCCAGGUGAGCUCGAUUAUGUUGGAAUUGGCACAUACCAUUGGGUACAAUCAAAUGGUUUCGCGAGGAAUCUCAAAUGGAACUUGGCCACGCCCACGUUCACUGAAUUGGCUGUAGCUGCCGCUUGUCAUGACCACUACGUGGCUAACAAAUACUCGUCAGAAUAUUACUUGGAAAUGGUGAUGCAGAGAGCUGAAAUGGAUGAGAAGAUGAAGAAGCUAGUGAAGUCUAUUCUGAUGCGAUCACACGCCAACAGAAAAUUCGAAAUCGACUACGUCUCGAAGAAUCACAAGGUCUUCACGAUUCGAGAUGCCAAAACUGGUGACGUGAAAUUGGACUCAGUCGAACGAUGUCAAGAAUGCCGUCAAGUACUCUUCAGUAAUGUCCCCGUUGUCCUUAUCAAAGAGCACAUUCCAAAACAAAAGGGCAAACCAGCAAAGUAUGUUGAGGAUGAUGGAACUGGAACAACAGCAGUUCCACUGGUAUUCUGCUUUGAGUGUUGUUCGAAGUAA
Molecule: messenger RNA, 1734 nt
Organism: Caenorhabditis remanei
Lineage: Eukaryota; Metazoa; Nematoda; Chromadorea; Rhabditida; Rhabditidae
Exons: 6
Coding region: 1-1734 (577 amino acids)
Biological process (GO): regulation of gene expression
Cellular component (GO): MLL3/4 complex
Molecular function (GO): histone H3K27me2/H3K27me3 demethylase activity; chromatin DNA binding; RNA polymerase II cis-regulatory region sequence-specific DNA binding
Source: RefSeq, a predicted model, not a curated record